CGCCCCGCCGCGCUGAGCCGUAGGAGCGAGGGGGCCGCCUCGCUCUGUCCCCCCGGCACCAGCGCGGCGGCCGAGGCAGAGGGGGCCCGUACCGGGCAUCGCCCGCCCGGCUGCCAUUGAGCCCAGGCCGGCCGCGGGCAGACUGAGCCUGGGCGUGUGCUUAGUGCGGGCACGGUGGUCAGACAGCAACACGGGUCGCUGCACGGCCGCUCCAUCCCUGCAGUGCCCAGGGCCGGGCUGGGCGGGCUGGUGGAACGCCAUCCCCCAGCCCAUGGCAGGGGUGCGAUCAGGCCAAGGUUAAGGUCCUUCUAAGCCAAACCCUUGGAUUUUUCAGUGAAACCCUCCCUCCAAACCCAGGGGUUGUCCUGCUGGUUUUGUUGUUGUGAUAACUCCUGUCGGCGGCGCUUAUUUUGCAGCGUUACCCCAUUAUUUUCCCUCGUUAAUGACACGAGCUCUGAAUUACAAGUGAAGCCGGUGUUCUCACCGCAAGCGCUCACUAAAAACUACCGGGUGACAAGAGAAACCACGGCAGGAAAUUUCUUCCGAAUAAUCAGAGCACCUUGGAAUAGAUGUGAACACAAGGCACUGUGCUGGAUAAAGCUGCCUCGGAGCACCAUGGCUGCCGCCCCUUUUCUCAACUCGGACGCGCUGCGAGAGGUCCUGGAGUGCCCCAUCUGCAUGGAGUCCUUCACCGAGGAGCACCUGAGGCCCAAACUGCUGCACUGUGGGCACACCAUCUGCAAGCAGUGCCUGGAGAAGCUCCUGGCAAACAGCAUCAACGGGAUCCGGUGCCCCUUCUGCAGCAAGAUCACGCGGAUCACCAGCUUGGCUCAGCUCACUGACAACCUCACUGUGCUGAAGAUCAUCGACACGGCCGGCCUGGGGGAAGUGGUGGGACUCCUCAUGUGCAAGGUCUGCGGGAGGAGGCUGCCAAGACACUUUUGCAAGAGCUGUGGCUUGGUUUUGUGCGAGCCCUGCAAGGAGGCUUCGCACAUGCCCCCGGGACACAGAGUCAUGGCUAUCAAAGAGGCUGCUGAGGAGCGUAGGAGGGAAUUUGGGACGAGGCUUGCCAGGCUUCGGGAGCUCAUGGGUGAUCUUCAGAAAAGGAAAGCUGCUCUGGAGGAUGUUUCAAGAGAUCUGCAAUCCAGAUACAAAGCGGUUCUGCAGGAGUACAGCAAAGAGGAGCGCAAGAUCCAGGAAGAACUGGCCAGGUCACGCAAGUUCUUCACCACCUCUUUGACUGAAGUGGAGAAGAUAAAUAACCAGGUGAUGGAAGAGCAGGCUUACCUGCUGAACUUAGCAGAAGUGCAGAUAAUGUCUCGCUGUGACUAUUUCCUUGCCAAAAUAAAGCAGGGGGAUAUAGCUCUCCUGGAGGAGACAGCAGACGAUGAAGAACCAGAACUGACAAACAGUCUCCCAAGGGAGCUGACUCUCCAAGAGGUGGAACUCCUUAAGGUGAGCCACGUGGGACCACUGCAGAUUGGGCAGGUGGUAAAGAAACCCCGCACCGUUAACGUGGAGGAAUCUCUCAUGGAAAAUGCAGCAUCCUCCUUUGUACCGUUUAGGGAGCCUGACCUGGUGCAGGAGGAGCCCAGCUGCACCCCGCAUUCCUCACCAGCCAAGCCAAGGAUGCCUGAAGCAGCCACCAGCAUCCAGCAGUGUUCCUUCAUCAAGAAGAUGGGCUCCAAGGGCAGCCUGCCAGGGAUGUUCAACCUCCCUGUGAGCCUGCACGUCACCAGCCAAGGGGAGGUGCUCGUGGCAGACCGGGGCAAUUUCCGAAUCCAGGUUUUCACCCGCAAGGGCUUCCUGAAGGAGAUCCGCCGGAGCCCCAGUGGCAUCGACAGCUUUGUGCUGAGUUUCCUUGGAGCAGACUUGCCCAACUUGACCCCCCUUUCUGUCACCAUGAACUGCCACGGGCUGAUCGGUGUGACAGACAGCUACGACAACUCUGUCAAGGUGUACACCAUGGAUGGCCACUGCGUGGCGUGUCACCGCAGCCAGCUGAGCAAGCCCUGGGGCAUCGCCGCGCUGCCCUCGGGCCAGUUCGUCGUCACCGACGUGGAAGGGGGCAAGCUCUGGUGCUUCACCGUGGACCGUGGCGUGGGGGUAGUGAAGUACAGCUGCCUGUGCAGCGCCGUGCGCCCCAAGUUUGUCACCUGCGACGCUGAAGGGACCAUUUACUUCACUCAGGGGCUGGGGCUCAACCUGGAGAACCGGCAGUACGAGCACCACUUGGAAGGAGGCUUCUCCAUCGGCUCUGUCGGCCCAGAUGGGCAGCUGGGACGCCAGAUUAGCCAUUUCUUCUCUGAGAAUGAGGAUUUCAGGUGCAUUGCUGGGAUGUGUGUUGAUUCCAGGGGAGACCUGAUCGUUGCUGACAGCAGUCGUAAGGAAAUCCUGCAUUUUCCUAAAGGAGGCGGCUACAACAUCCUGAUCCGGGAGGGACUCACCUGCCCGGUGGGUAUUGCUGUUACUCCCAAAGGGCAGCUGCUGGUGCUGGACUGUUGGGAUCAUUGCAUUAAGAUCUACAGUUACCACCUGAGAAGAUACUCCACCCCUUAAAGGCUUGGUUGCAAGCACAGCCUGUCUUGGCAGUGGAGAUUCUUACAGCCUCCUUGCAAUCUGAUGGUAACCAGUGUCAAGCCUUCAGGAAGAUUGUGCCAUAGCUGAAGGGGAUUUGGCAUAGAGGUCAUCAUGUUCUGUGUUUAGAAACAAAAUAGCUUUUGUGGUGGUGGUGGUGGUCUGCUUUUUCUUCUUCUUUUUUAUAUAAAAUCCCUACAAAUAAGAACAAGUGUGAUGGAAAGGAUCCGUCCUUUGCAGUCUUGGUUCUUGUGACUAGUCACUCCAUAAACCUCUUCACCUCCUUAUGCCACACAUCUCCUACACUUCCAGCUUCAACCAUUGUGUCUUUCUUUGUGCCAUAAACACUGACUGACUGCUCUAAAUCACCUUCCCUUAGAGAACUAGCAGAGGCAAUCCUGUGGCACUUGCAAGGAACUGGGUAGCAGUUGUCUGGGCAACUCCUAGAGAGAGCAAUUUGUGCUUGCAGCACUGCAUAAAACGAAAUGGCCACUUCAGCUGCACGGAGAUGAAGCUUUGCUUCCACCCUGACGAGGCAGGGUUGUCUCUCCCAUUUUUCUGGUGUUCAGGAGAUUGCCCUGUCGUGCCAUUUGUGAAUUGUGUCUGUUCUGUGUGAAGUGAGUACUGUGCAAUCGUGGGAGACCGAGCUGAGCCAGAAAAUUGCCCUCUUUAUUCCUGAGUUGUAAGAAGAAAGGGGUUUUAUUACUAAUCAGAGUUCUGCUAGAUAGAAGGGGGUAAAAAGGGAGGGGGGUGGAGAAAAAAAUAAGGGAAAUUUAGGGUUGCUAUUUACUGUUGUUUUAUUAUUAAAUGUGUCCUGGAAACUCUCUUUGGAAGGUCUAUCUGGUAUCUAAAACUCCCUGGGGAAGGGGGGAAGAGCUGGGGGAAUCAGAAUGGGAAAUUGUAGGAAAUGAGAUUAAAUGCAAUGUAUUGUAUGUUCACCUGUACUUCACUACUCUGCAUUUUGGACCACUGCAUUUAGCAAUAGGUUUCCACUCAUCUGCACCUCCUCUGUGCAAGUUACUCACUUCUGAGAUAAGGAUGGGCAGGGGGGACUAUUUCACUUCUGUUUUUUUAAGGUUUGGAAGCACAUCCAUUGGUGCACUGUCUUUUUUUUCCUUGAACUGCAAAACACUACAUUCCUCAGAUUUUUUUUUUUCUUUUUUGUAAUUCUUUUUUUUUUCCACAACACCAGCAGGCACCAGCGUUUUUGCUCAUCAAGGCUUUGGGCCAAAUGAAGCACAAAACUGCAGCUGUGUGAACCAAGGCCCCCACAGAGCUGCUCUCCUGGCUGAUAAAUGUGUACCUCAGUGUGGUGCUGCUCGCCCAGAAUAGUUUAUUGAAGGAAAGAUGCAUUUAAAUAGGGCACAGUGGUAGCAUGUUAAUCUGCCACAGAUAAUAGUUACACUGCAGUGCAUUUAUUUGUUGCCAUCAACAGUGUAGUUGCAAAUUUGGGGCCACGACAGACAAUAUAAAAGCUGAUUUUAUAGUGGCUGCCAUGCUCCAGCAAAUUGUUUCCUACUUGUCGUACAUGUUUGCAACAGGUGAUUUUUUUUUUUUUUUUUUUGUAAGCCCAUAUACUUUUCCUUGCUGAAACAGCAGAGGAAAACAGGUUGGUGAGCUGCUGCUGUGCUAGCUGGAUGUUUGGCAGUUAAAGGGAUUGCAGAAAAAAUGCUGGAAGCAGAUUUUGGUGGGAUUUGGGGUUUUUUUUCCCCUCUCUUUGUUGUGCUCAGCCAGUGCUGAAGGAGGGAGCACACAAACACAGCUGUGUGGUGGAGUUUCCUUCAGGGCAACUUCCAAUUUCUCCUGCUAUAAUGUACCGGAAAAAGCCUGUGGAGAAGGGAGCUAAGACACGAGGUGGUUGAUGGUGCUGAGGCAGCCCAGGGGACCCAGCUCCCCUUCCCUCCCGAGCUGCUCUGUGUCCUUGCCAAGGCUACCAACUUUUACAUUGCUAUUCACAUUCUCUGCUUCUUUUUUUUGGUGAAAAGGAAAGGGAAGGGGCAGUUACCCAAGGCAUGUGACAGCAAUUUGAGGAGCCUUUCUCAUCUUGAAUAUGUGUUUUGGGGAAGUGAUAAUGAUUACUGGGCUGUGCUGCAGUUCAUGACAUUUUAACUGAAAGCAUUUUUCCAAUUUUAUGGCAAUGGCAGUUCAUCUCCUUCUGGUUUCUUUUAAACAUUUCUCCUGCUUCCAAGAACUGCUCCACACAGGAGGCUACUGUGGACCUGAAUAAUUAAAGCAAUAUUAUCUAUGAUAAUAUGUAUCUCUGUAAUUUUCUGUUCCCGUGGAUUUUUUUUUUUUUUUUUGCAAUGAACAGUACAACUACUAGCAAUAACAUUUCCUGGAGUGCUUGAAAAAAAAUUUAAAGUAAAAAAUUAAAAGCUGGUGCAGUAAACUGAGCAGUUGGUUACUCCAGCCUAUUCCCGGUUACAGAGUUCAAACAAAGUGUCUGUCAUCUGUUUCUCACUCAGAGGAUUAAGAAAAAGAGCACUACCCUGUGAGGCACUGGUGGGCCAGGACACUGCAGUCAGCGCCUGGGGCUCUGUCUUGCCUGCAGCUCUUCCAGUCUGAGAUUUCAGGAAGAAAAAGGGAAAAAAAACCCUGCUGUCCCUCGCCCAGGGUCUGUACAUCCCCUCACAAAACUCGACUGAGAUGAUUUAACAGAGCUCUGCUUGCUGUGGUGCUCCCACACAGUGUCAUGAUCAUCUGCCAAACGAGGUGAAAUGGAGUAAUUAAGGAUUAUGUUGAAAUAGUUUGGCUCCUGCUCUGUAUCUGGAGGAAGAGCUUGUCUGGUCAUACAUAUGUGUUUGGUUUUUAAAGAUUGUGUAAUAAAGGAAAAAUUGAUCCAAUUAAAAGUGCAUUGCAAACGG
Serinus canaria (Common canary) is the source of this 5441-nucleotide messenger RNA. It is a transcript of the gene TRIM32, whose product is annotated as tripartite motif containing 32. Gene Ontology annotation, molecular function: zinc ion binding; protein binding. The transcript is spliced from 2 exons. The coding region runs from base 616 to 2559 and encodes 647 amino acids. Lineage: Eukaryota; Metazoa; Chordata; Aves; Passeriformes; Fringillidae. The record is from RefSeq and is a predicted model, not a curated record.